Molecule: messenger RNA, 2851 nt
Organism: Lingula anatina
Lineage: Eukaryota; Metazoa; Brachiopoda; Lingulata; Lingulida; Lingulidae
Cellular component (GO): nucleolus
Molecular function (GO): mRNA binding
Source: RefSeq, a predicted model, not a curated record
UAAAAUCCAUUCGGACCUCUCCGGUCUUUUUCGUGUCCAGCAUAACACGAGGAACUGGAACACACGUGCGACCAAAUCGUACGCAUUGUAUUUAAUGCCGUGGCGCUUCUUUUCAUCGCAGUAAAAUCUAAAUAUGACCAAGAAUAAGGAAAUUGCAAGAAAAUCGAAGCCUGUUUUCAGUACACCACAACCUAAGAAAGUGAACAAACCCAAUACAGCCAAGAAUAUACCUAAGUCUGCUCCACCUAAGAAAAACCAGCAAACUCCUCAAAAUGUGAGAAAGAAGGGCAAGGAAGCAGCCAAGAUAAUACCAAUCAAAUUUGAGCAGGAAUCUGAGGAAGAAUCCGAAGAAGAAAGUUUGAGUGAUGAAGAGUUCACAAAUGUAUUGGAGAAAAAAUUAAAUAAGAAAAUGAAGAAUGGUAAAAAGGGUCUAAAUCAUGAAGAAGAAUCAGAUGAUGAUGAUGAUGAUGAUGAUGUUGAAGAUGAUGAUAUGGACUCUGAGGACAUAGAGGAAGAAAGUGAUGAUGAAGAUGAUGAUGAUGAAGAUGAUGAAGAUGAAGAUGAUGAAAAAGAGGAACAUGGUGAUGAUGAAGAAGAUGAUGAUGAGGAAAAUGAAGGUGAAGAAGAUGAGGAGGAAGAGGAGGAUAGUGAAGAAGAAGAAACCCAACCCCAGAUUCAGAGCAAGAGAAAUAAACCACAAACUGAAAAGGUCAGCAUAAAUGAAAAGAAAGCACAGAAGAGAACGGCAGUUGAGUCAGUGGCAGAUGUUAAAAAAUUGGCAGGCGAUGAAGAAAGAUUACGUUUGAGGGACAGGAAAACAUUAUUUAUAAAAGGCUUUCCAGGUGACACCACAGAUGAUAAAUUGAAGGCUUUAUCAAAAGAUAUUUUGGAUGUGCGUAUGAGAGUAAGGAAGAAAGGCAGUCCUAAAUCAUUGGCAUUUGCAUUCCUUGAAUUCAAAGAUGAAGCAACAGCAGAAAAGAACCACAAACUUUUAUCAAGCAAGAAAAUUGGGGAUAAUCAGAUACAUGUGGAUUAUGUUGGAGAAAAGAGCAAACUUGGGGCCAACAAGAAAGAAGUGAAUGCACAGGACCUAGAUCCACUCAAGUUAUAUGUCACUGGUUUCUCCAAUGAACUCUCCAAAGCAGAGUGUACCUCACAUCUAAAGAAGCUAUUUCCAGCUGCCUCCUCGGUAACAAUACCAACCCGUAAACGAGACAAUAAGCUCUUGGGGUAUGCAUUUAUUCAUUUUAAUAUAGAGGCUGAUGUGAAAACAGCACAUGACACUAUGCAAGAGAAAAAGAUUUCAGGGAAAAAAAUAGUUGUUUUAUAUGCACGAAAAAGCAAAAAAGAGAACACCAAAAAACAGAAAAAAACAGAAAAAGAGCCACCUGCAAAGAAGCAAAAAAAGACAAAGACUGAAGAAGAGGAGGAGGAGGAUGAAAGUGAGGGAGAUGGAGAUGAUGAUGAGGAAGAUGAUGAUGAUGAUGACGACGAUGAUGAUGAUGAUGAUGAAGAUUAGUGGCACUGAAUGAAAAUAAGACCUGUACAUAGUUCAACACAACUUUACUGGAUGAAAUGGCAUUAAUACAUUAGAGUCAUCAAAGUUCAUAAGAUCAAAAACAAACUUGUGUUUUUGUUCUUUAUUCAUUUAUCAUCUUAACGGUAGAUUGAAUACACAUUUACUCAUUUUUUAGAAAUGAUGGACAUACUUUUAAGUAAGGGAUAUAUUUUAUGCAUAGCAUUUUCAUGAAUGCAACAGAAGCAUUGCUUAACAUUUUAGUCACUCGUCAGCGGAAAGUACUUUUAAGUCAGAAUAGUUCAACUUUUGCAGCAGUCUAUAUGCUGUUGGUUCCCAGAUUUUACAUGUGAUUUUAUAGUUCACACCAAAUAAGGAUGUGCAACUCUGUCUUUACUCUGAUAAAGGUGACUGAAACAUGUUUGCUGAUCAGUUUAAUCUCUGUACAUUUUCAGAACAUCCAAUGUUUUUGUAGAGGGGUGUUCUAGUCAAAUUAUGGACCAACAGUACCAUUGGGGGUCCACGGUUGAAAAAAGAGCUUUUGAAAAAGUCACUAGGUGUAUUUAAGGUAGAUGAUGCUUAAAUAGAAAAUAUAUCAAACAGAUGGAAGUUUCAUUAAAGCUCAAGCCAGAAACAAAAUAGAAUUAUGUUACUUAGUUCUUAAUUAAGUGCAUUUUCUGCACCCUGGAAACUACUGUAAAGUUGUAAAAUGUCUGAUCACCCAAGUUUUGAAUGAGGAUUGCUGUUGGAAUUGAUACUCUUAAUUGAAGAACAAGAAGCUCCAGUGUAUUUUAAGAAAAGAAAGAUUUAUAGUAACUAUUGGUAUCCAUCUUUUUUUCAGCAGAUUGUCAGAAAAAAGUCUGCCUGACUGUCGACUUUUCAAGACAUGCUUCACACAUUCUAGUUGGUCAGUUUUCUUGUGUUUCUGUUUCUUUUGGUGUUGGUGGCAAUUGUUAGGUUUUAUUGAGGUAUUGGUGUACACUACUACAAAAAUUUUGUCAGCUUUGUGCAGAGUUCUAAAAUGAAAAGGCGAAAUAUACUGAUGCUUCAUGAAAAUCUUUUGGUUUAGCCUUUGAAUCUGCGCAGUAUUGAGAUAUGAAGUGGAUAAAAUUGCGAAUGCUUUAGUCUUAUAACUUGAAAAUUAUCCUUUUACAUCAAGUUUUACUUUACAAUUGUUAUUUCAUUGUUUUGGCUCUGGUUUCAACAUGGUUCAGUUGAAUGUAGAACAUCCCUCAAACCGUUUAUAUAAUAAUGACUAAAGUAAUUUUAGAAUUAAUCUGGGGUUUUGCUACUGGUUGUUUAGAAUGGUCAAUUAAAUUAAUAUUCUUCUGACAA